GGUCCCCCGAGUGUGUAAUUUUUGGUCCUCGUGGAUUAGUCCACAGCACUCUGGCACCUGCUGCAGACAGGACAGCUUUUCUGCACCAAGAAUGGAAGAGGAAGGGAUGUUUUCAUCAGCCGAAGAGAGCUCCCAGCCUAGUGGAGGCCACCCGGAGGUUCAUGGUACCAGCGUGGACAUCUGUUCUCCUGUGCCGGAGACUCAAGAUGAGAAAGCCGUGUCACCCGCGGGUGCCGAGGAUACCGUGCUGAUACGUGGGCCCGUGACGCUCAAAAGAGGGUGGAGGAGGAAGAAGCACCAAGUCUUCUUGUACAGUAAUGUGUUGCUUGUGUCUAAUUCCAAGUAUAAGAAAACCAUUGAUGUUAAAUAUGAAAUACCACUGAGCUCCCUGUGGAUGGCUGACUGUGGAACGGAAACACAGGGGGCAGGCGAUACCUGUGCCAAGAGAUCCUUUCUCCUAGGCUGGCCCAUGGUGAAUUUUGUGGCCACUUUUGACUCGUCAGUGGUGAAAGAAAGAUGGUACUCUUUCCUUCAAAGGUACAUCAAUCUAGCCAAGGAGGAGGACCACACACAAAGCAUCCUCAUCCAAGUCUUCACUGAGGAUAUCAAGAACUGUGCCUGUUCUAUAAUUAUAACAGUGACCAAUUUGGACACAGUGAAUGAUGUUGUCAACGUAUCACUACCAAUGCUGGGAUUAACUGGCUCUGAGAAAGAUUACCAGCUAUGGGUCAGUUCUGGAAAGAAGGAGGUCCCACAACCACUCAUUGGGCAUGAAAAUCCCUAUGCAAUCCAAACAAGCUACCUUCGAGCUGUGCGCCUGCCGCCUGAACCCGGGAAGUCUACCUUUCCUUCUGGCCUCCAGGAGUCUGUGUUGGAAGAGUUGCAAUCAGAAGUACAUGGGUGCUUCAUUCUGAAGCCCAGGCUCCAGGCCAGAGCCCAGCGCAGGACUGAUUGGCUCAGAAACUUGCUGUUUAGGUGGGGCAUCAUACGAAGCCAGGAUGACCCACCCCCCGAGCCUGCUGCAGCAGCUCCUUUGUCAGGACCGGCCUGUGCAGCCUCACUCAUGGCUCUGUCUGAGGAUGAUAACCUGGCCAGCCCACUUUCAGAUAUGCUUUCCUUUAUCCAUGAAAGAGGGCCACAGACAGAGGGAAUCUUCAGGAAACCAGGCAGUGUAACAUCCUAUAGAGCACUAAAAGAAAAAAUAAAUGCUGGAGACACAGUGGAUUGGGACAGUGAAUCUGCUCUUGUGGCAGCCACUGUCUUACAGGACUUCCUGCGAACUAUCCCAGGAACUGUAUUUUCAGCCAACCUGUACGAUCAGUGGCUUGAUGUUCUUGAGGAAGAGAAUGAGGAAAAAGUACCUGCUAUUCAGAGGCUCUUGAAUCAGCUGCCCAAAGCCAAUUUUAUUCUCCUGAGAGGCCUGUUUGCGUCCUUAGAUAAGAUUGCCCAGCAUUCCUCAUUCAGUCCAAUGGCAGCAUCAGACUUGUCACUGUGUAUCGCCCCAAGAAUUCUUUCCCUCUGGCGAUCAACUUCCAGAAGCUCCGAACUGGAAGAGGAAUUAAGGAAAAAGAUUUCACUUAUACACUUUCUGAUCCAAAACUACCUUGAGAUAUUUGAGGAUGAGACUACUUCCAUCUGGAGAGUGAGCUCCCUGAGUUCUCACAACAGCUUUGGAGAGAGCGCUCUGAGUGUCAGCAACCUCGGGGAGAGUAAGGACAGCUUGGAAACAACGGAGCAUUCUCUUGAAUGCCAGCCUGUAGACAUGACAACGUUUAAAACAAAGGAAGGACUGAUGGGUGACUCCAAGUCCAUGCUUGAUCCUCACGUGAAGCCAACUCAAAGAGGGCAUUCUCGUAGAAAGUGGCUGUUUUGGCAGGGCCAUUACAGAAGAUUGGACAACCUGACCCAAGAGCCUGCCCAGCCCACACCCCAACCAGUUCAGCUCUUCGGAUCUCUCAUUCAAGAUGUUUGUGAGAAUGACAACCUGCCAAAAACUCUUGUGGAUAUGCUUUUUUUAAUUGAUCAGAAAGGUCCACGCACAGAGGGCAUAUUCAGGAAACGUGGCAAUUGGAAAUCAUGUGUAGCCCUAAAGGAGAAACUGAAUUCUGGGCACCAGGUGGACUGGAAGAGACAAUCUGCUUUUGUUGUUGCAACUACCUUAAUGGAUUUUCUUCAAAACAUCCCUGCAAGCCUGUUUACUGGUUCCCUCUAUGAUAACUGGCUUCAUGUUCUGGAUGAAGGAGAUGAGGAGGCUAAAAUAGCAGCGAUUCGGAGACUUUUAAACCUGCUGCCAAAACCCAACGUUAAUCUCCUACGAUCCCUGUUUGGAUCCUUAUUCAAGAUUGCGCAACAUUCAUCAUCCUUUCAGAAGACAAGUUUUGACCUGUCGUUGUGUAUAGCAGCAAGCCUUCUUUGGCCACCUAUUCCCAAUAGUGCAGAACGAAACACAGAAUGGCAGAGAAAGGUUGGUCUUGUGCAAUUUUUGAUUGAACAUUGCUUCAGGAUUUUUGGAAAAGAUGUUACCUCCCCCAUAAGAGAAAAUGCAGCGCAUCAGGACAACUGCCAAGGAGCUUCAGAUCCUCAUGUGCAGCCAGCUCAAAGAAGGCGUCCUCUUAGAAAGUGGCUGUUUCAGCGAGGCCCUUCCAGGUCCUGGGAAGAUCCUCCUCAGGAACCUGCUCUGCCUGUCACACAGCCAGUGCAGCUCUUUGGAUCUCUCAUUCAAGAUGUCUGUGAGAAUGACAACCUGCCCAAACCUCUUGUAGAUAUGCUUCUUUGUAUUGAGCAGAAAGGUCUGCACACAGAGGGUAUCUUUAAAAAGUGUGGCAAUGGAAAAUCAUGUAGAGCCCUAAAGGAUAAAUUAAAUUCUGGACACCAGGUAGACUGGGAGAAUGAAUCUGCUGUUGUUGUUGCAACUACUUUAAAGGAUUUUCUUCAAAAUAUUCCAGCAAGUCUGUUUACGGGCUACCUCUAUGAUAACUGGCUUCAUGUUCUGGACGAAGGGAGCGAGAAGGCUAAAAUAGUGGCAAUUCAGAGGCUUUUAGACGAGCUGCCAAAACCCAACGUUAAUCUCUUGCGUUCCCUGUUUGGACUUUUAGACAAGAUUGCACAAAACUCAUCAUCCAAUCAUAUGACGACCUCUGACUUGUCGUUUUGUAUAGCCCCAAGCCUUUUUUGGCUACCUAAUUACAGCAACUCAGCACAAAGAGUGGAACGAAAGAAAAAGAUUGCUGUUGUAAAAUUUCUGAUUGAGCAUUUCUGCAGGAUUUUUGAGGAAGAUGUCAUCUCCCCCAUCAGAGAAAAUGCAAUAAAUCAGGACAACUGCCAAGAAGUUUCAGAUUUUACUAUUUGGCCGGAAACUCCACAACACAGUUGAACAGAAGGCAUUCCUAUUUUGUGCUGAAUUUGACAACUCUGUGCGAUGUAUGCAUGUAAGAAAACAUUCUUUUAGUCACAUAUUUCCAAGAACAAGAAUGGAGUCUCAGCCAUUUUUCAUUCAACAACAAAUAUGUAAUGGGUACUAUAUCUCAGGAAUUGUCCCAAGUCCUGAGACUACAGUGAGGAUGAAGUACAUGCUACCACAGAGCCAAGGGGAGGCAGACGAGAACCAACUAAACAGGAAUACUGAUACACUCAGCACUUGGGAUAUACUGUGUAUGUGAAAGUAACUGCAAUAAAUGUUUCCUUAUACCUGUA
Oryctolagus cuniculus (rabbit) is the source of this 3693-nucleotide messenger RNA. The record is from RefSeq and is a predicted model, not a curated record. NCBI's taxonomy places the organism in Eukaryota, Metazoa, Chordata, Mammalia, Lagomorpha, Leporidae.